AUGGGAGUGGUAGAAAAGGAAGUCAAAUGGAUGGGAGAUACGGUGGAGCCUGCCCAUCGUCCUUGCGAACUGGCGACACACCAGCGAUUUCCAUGGGAGGGAUUCCGUUUCAGGGUGUUGCAUGAGGCACUGCAGGUGAAGGAGUCGCUGGCCUCGGAGCUUGGAUGCGACAUGAGGGAUGCCGAGGCCCACACGGGGAUCAUAUUGCCAUGUCUGGCGCAGGAGGGGUCG
Aphanomyces astaci is the source of this 231-nucleotide messenger RNA. RefSeq lists its product as hypothetical. The record is from RefSeq and is a predicted model, not a curated record. The annotation marks the transcript as partial. NCBI's taxonomy places the organism in Eukaryota, Oomycota, Saprolegniomycetes, Saprolegniales, Verrucalvaceae. The transcript has a single exon.